ACGUCGUGCCUUUUGUCGAAUUCUUGAACUUCCUCCUCUCGUCCUUUCAAUCGACAGCAACAUCUUGAGAACCGUACCACUCAAGACACCGCCAAGAUGGUCAAGAAGAGAAAGAACAACGGCCGCAACAAGAAGGGCCGCGGCCACGUCAAGCCCAUCCGCUGCUCCAACUGCUCGCGAUGCACUCCCAAGGACAAGGCCAUCAAGCGUUUCACCAUCCGCAACAUGGUUGAGUCCGCUGCUAUCCGUGAUAUCUCGGAUGCCUCGGUGUUCGCUGAGUACACGGUUCCCAAGAUGUACCUCAAGCUGCAGUACUGCGUCUCUUGCGCCAUUCACGGCAAGAUUGUCCGUGUCCGUUCCCGCGAGGGCCGCCGCAACCGUGCUCCUCCCCCGCGUGUCCGCUACAACAAGGACGGCAAGAAGGUCACCCCUACCCAGGGUGCUAAGACCGCCUAAAUCAGGCGACCUUAGCGGCUUCCUUGCGACAAACCCGCUUCGGGGUUAACAGGCGUUUUCUGCGUUGGUCGGCGUUUCGAUUUUCUGGGGGUUAUAUGGAAUGAACAUGAGGCCGAAAGGCAGAUGAUAUCAUGACAUGGCGCUUUUUUGCACAGGAGCAAAGAAGCUGGCAAUCACCGGAUACACAAACGGAAUCGGAAUGGCCCAUGGGUUCCUUCGACCAGUUAAGGGAUACCAAGCUAAUAGUCUACCAAUAAUGAGCACCUGUUGAUGAACAACAUACUCAUCUCUCUG
Neurospora tetrasperma FGSC 2508 is the source of this 750-nucleotide messenger RNA. RefSeq names its product ribosomal protein. The transcript is spliced from 3 exons. Gene Ontology annotation, cellular component: ribosome; cytosolic small ribosomal subunit. The record is from RefSeq and is a predicted model, not a curated record. Bases 97 to 456 code for a protein of 119 amino acids. Gene Ontology annotation, molecular function: structural constituent of ribosome; mRNA binding. Gene Ontology annotation, biological process: translation. NCBI's taxonomy places the organism in Eukaryota, Fungi, Ascomycota, Sordariomycetes, Sordariales, Sordariaceae.